CCUGAGGGUAGGUCUGUUGGGAAGAUGGCCAAGUCAACACCCAAGCUUAACCAGUUAGCUACUCAUGUACCUGACCUUGUCAACAACCAUGAUCACAGCAAGCCAUUCCCAAAUAACAUCAAGUUCAAUGGAGUCCUCAUGUUUGCUGAUAUUUCUGGAUUUACGGCCCUGAGUGAGCGGUACAGUAUGAAUGCAAAGAUAGGAGUUGAUCAACUGACAAAGACUUUGAAUGGCUACUUAGAGGCCUUAGUGGCAGAAAUCAUUGGUGCAGAUGCAGAUAUUCUUAAGUUUGCUGGUGAUGCUAUUUUGUCUGUAUGGUCAGUAGAUGGAUUGGAGCCUGAGACGAUGCGUGAUGCCAUCAAACACGUCAUCCAUUGUGCCUUAAGGAUCCAAGAUAGAUGUGGAGAGUGGCUAACAGAUGUUGGUGUAAAAUUGCGCGUGAAGCUUGGUAUUGCUGCAGGGGAGAUGUGUGUCACAUAUAUAGGAAAUGAUGAAUUCAGGCAUUAUGUCACCACAGGGAUCACAGUAGAUGACGUUAACCUAGCUGAGAAAUUUUGUGAAUCUGGAUUUGUUGUCAUCUCUCCCUAUGCUUGGAUGUUGCUGCCGAGUGAACAAUUUGAGUUCGAAGUUAUGGAAGAUGAUAAACAUAUCAGGGUGUUAUCUUCUAAAGUGAGAGGUUCCUACGACAUAUCAAGAACAUUGAGUAUGGAAACUUUUGUGGAAACCCCAACUCGAUCACCACAAAGUAAGAGGACGAGCCUUGGGAAAGACAGUGACAAUGAACCCAAAACAACAGCAGCAGCAGGAGUGAAGGGUGGAACUGUUACUAAAAUAAGAUUUCGCAAGUCUGUACUAACCUCAAUGGACAAGCAAACUGAAGAUGCAGUUCGACUUUACAUUGCAAGACCUGUAUUGAAAAAGUUGGACGAUGACCAGCCUUUGGAGUACCUCUCAGAGAACAGACAGGUGUCCAUUGUCUUUAUGAACAUGGUACUGGCUCCUGUUCCAUACAGAAUGGCCUCAAAACUAUUACAAUCAGCAUUUGAUAUCAUCUAUCCUGAAGUGCGAUCUAUGCUAGGCUGUCUCAACAAAGUGUUCAUGUUUGACAAAGGCUGUACCUUCCUUGUCAUAUUUGGACUGCCAGGCUACAAACAUGAGAAUGAUUGUGCGCAUGCCCUCCAGUGUUCUUACAGGAUGAAGAAAAAACUUGACAUGAUCAAGAAUGUACAACAGACAUCAAUAGGUGUCACCACUGGUAUGACAUUCUGUGGUGUAGUGGGACACCCCUAUCGUCAUGAAUACACCGUCAUUGGGAAGAAAGUCAAUAUGGCUGCCAGAUUGAUGAUGCACUAUCCGGGGAAAGUAACGUGCGAUAAUGAUACGUAUCACCACUCUAAACUAUCUAGGGCAAAUUUCAAGAAUCUGGAGUUGAAGAAAAUGAAGGGAUUGAUCAAUAUUGGAACCAUACGAGAGUAUACAGAGGAGGCUGUGGGCAAUUCAUUGUAUACAAGGGCCCCUGGAAUACAAGAGUUUGAUUUUCCCAUAGUUGGACGAGAAAAUGAGAUCCGUAUUCUUAUGUACGAGAUUAAGUCUAUCAUGGAACAUAAAGGUGGGACUGCCACACAACGUCAGGUGAUCAUAUUUGAGGGAGAAGCAGGAAUCGGGAAAAGUCGUAUUCUUGAUGCGGUUGUGUGUAAAGCAGAGGAGAGUCACAUCAAGGUACUUUCUUCAUCGUUGUCUAUGAAUGAAGCGAAGACCCCAUACUUUGUUGUACGUAGUCUGUUGAUGUCAGUGCUUGAGUUCAGCCUGACCAUGUCACACCAGGAGAGAGAGGACGGCCUUAGGAAGUAUUUCCAGAAAGAUAUGUACAUCAUGCAGAAUCUCUGCCUUCUUAAUGACCUCCUAGUUGUUCAGUUCUCUUGUGAUGCUAGUGUUCGGAACAUGAGUAAAGAGGAGAGAGCGAGUGGACUGCGGAAGCUCCUUGUUCACAUCAUGCACCAGAUCACCACCAAGACUGGCUUCAUAAUAUUCGUGAUUGAUGAUGCCCAGUUUGUUGAUCCCGAGUCUUGGACGUUUAUGUCAGACAUGGGGAGGGAUGAUAAGACUCUUGUGGUCCUCAGUAUGAGACCAUUCACAGAGACGAAAAAGUCACAACAGCCAGUUGCAUUCUGGGAGGUUCUCCACAGUGAGACCUCACUGACGAUUCGUCUAAAACCGCUUGAUGAGGAGCACAUUACUGCCAUAGCCUGCCAACUACUAGAGGUUGCCAAGAUACCUCAAAAACUAGAUGACUUUCUAAAGAUGAAGACUCAUGGAGUGCCUGCUUGGUGUGAACAGAUCUUACAUGAGUUGUUCCAUGAUGCAAAAAUCACCUUGGUGCCUGAAGGCCACCCUGAUACUAAAGAUUUCCGCCUUGUUGGACCACCACCAAACUUUCUCAAGAAAAAGGAACGCUUUACGCAGAAAUCAAAAAUAUCCAGUUUGGGGCAAAGCUCAGAAGAAGAGGACCACACCAUAAUGGAAGGUGGCAAUUUAGAGGGUGCAUCUAAAACAGCCAACUUAGUCUGUGUACUUCAACCAGAUGUUAACCUCAGGAAUGUUGCCCUGUCACAGUCAAUGAAAGGAAUGAUGAUGGCUCGUAUGGACCGAAUGGAACCAUCAGAUCAGAUGUUAAUCAAAUGUGCUUCAAUCAUUGGUGCCAAAUUUUCAAGGAAAAUGGUAGAAGUGAUCAUGCCGAACCAGAUCCCAGAAAAAAUCAAGGCUUCGAUAAAAAGAUUGAUGGAGUCUGGUAUACUUGAGUGUGCUAGUGAUUCUCUGGCACAGAUGAAAGAGAGCAAAAUUUGGAACCAGAAUAGUGGUGGUAUUGGUAAAGACAUCCAUGCCUUAAGCUUAUUGACCAGCAAGGCAGAGUGUUACUGUCCACGUCCUGAUGGUAAACCUGGACCCAAUGACUCUGUCACAAAUUGUCAAUUCUUGCGAUUCCACAAUGGUCUGAUGCAGGAAACAGCAUACGAGACAUUUCUGGGGGAACAGCGACGUAUGCUUCACAUCGAGGCUGCGGGAUUCCUGGAGUCACAGGCCCAUAAGUGCCCAUCUUGUGGGGGUGGAGAAUUCAUUGCCUGGCAGUCGCUCAAUAAUGUUGUGGCGGAGAGAAACAGACGUGAGAGCAAUGUUAAAGAAAUGAAUAAACAUCCAAAGUCUAUAACAAGGGGCAGCAUCAAGGUUGAUCGUCAGUUCAAGCGUGACAGGAGAUCCUCAGCCGUGACACCAGAAAUAACAUUCUCAUCCGUACCAGUGAGUGUAGAAAGUUUGACGGCAGAGGAGCUAGAGGAAGCUCGGGAUCAAGUGGAUUCUAGUGCCCUGCUUCGAUUGGCCAACACGCAGCAGAGACGUGCCUCUAUUAGGAUAACAUUAGGAUUAGAUGAGCCUACAAAGACAGAAUCUUUUGUUAGUACAGUUAUCCCAGAUGUUGAUUUCCGCAGCUGUGAAUGUGUUAACAUUCUUGCAUCUGUCUAUCCACAGCUGGUGAGACAUUGGAGGUCAGCGGGUAAUGUGGGAAAGACUGUUCAUUUCUUACUGGAGGCAGCAGCUGCCGCUACAGCCACUCACAACACUAUGCAGACCCUGUCCUUCUUGGAAGAAGCUGCAGAGAUUGCUGAAAGAGUAACACAGAAUAAGAACCCCUUCCCUAAUGAUAUUGCAAACAUUGAAGAACUUAGUGAUUUCUAUGUUGAUCCUGAGGAGAUAGCUCUGAUAGAGAGUCUUACUGGACAGUCCAAGUUCCAACUUGGGCAGAUGGAUGAGGCGCUACCACAUUUCAAGUCGGCACUGAAGAUAUUGGGGAGUAGGCAGCCUGAGACAAAUAUAGGAGUCAAUUUUGAGAUAAUACGUCAGGGAAUGACGCAAGUGUUACAUCUGAAAAAUCCCGAAAGAUUCAUUGGCUCUGCUCCAGCGCAGAAGAAGGUUCGUCUAGUGGAGCAAACUAGAUGUCUGUCCCAUCUGUUCCAGUAUUACUACACCCAGGAUGAUGCUCCUAAAGCUCUUUUGACUGCCUUACAACAAGUGAACAAGUCAGAAGAGGCUGACAGUGACCUACACGAGUUAAUCUUGGCAUACACAUGUUUGAUGGAAUGCUGUCAGUUGAAGAACUGGCCUAACCUGGCAAACAGAUACAUACAGAUAGCAAUGGAUAAAAUUACAUUAGCCAUGGAUUCAAUGAAUCCUGAAGAUUGGUUGACAUUUGCCCAUCUCUUCAAGUCAGCCAUGACUGUUCAACUCUCAAAUAGUCACAUAAAAGAUGCCAUAGAGUCAGGCUUUGCCGCAACCAGGAUCAUAGCCAAACUCCAUGACACUGAUGCCAAGAUACAAGUGUUGCCCUUGCUGGGCCAAGCCUUGCUUAUGGCAUGCAAGAUAUCUCAGUACAUCGAUAACACCAAAGAACUAGAGUUCAUCACUCAUGAAGUGGAUUGUAAGGUUGGAAAGGCCUGGUUUUAUGCUUCAUGUAUGGACCUUGCAUUGGAAACAGGCACAGUAGACGUAAUGAGUGGGAUGAGAGUCGUACUUGGCUGAAGGUGAUGGACUCUGUCUACAUAGAGAAGCACACCAGUGUGCUACAGUUGCAUGCCUUUGUGAAGGCCUUGGAGUCUCACCUCAUCCAACUGUCUGUCAACAUCAGACUGAAGAGGAACAGCAUCACCAGAACCAUCAUGAAACUCGUCAGUAAG
Owenia fusiformis is the source of this 4724-nucleotide messenger RNA. Lineage: Eukaryota; Metazoa; Annelida; Polychaeta; Sabellida; Oweniidae. The record is from the annotation of a GenBank genome assembly.